Pseudophryne corroboree (corroboree frog) is the source of this 1866-nucleotide messenger RNA. Its product is annotated as NXPE family member 4-like. NCBI's taxonomy places the organism in Eukaryota, Metazoa, Chordata, Amphibia, Anura, Myobatrachidae. Bases 1 to 1866 code for a protein of 621 amino acids. The record is from RefSeq and is a predicted model, not a curated record. The transcript has 6 exons.
AUGGCUACGACCUGGGUGGCUAUCGCCAUAGAGACUUGGGCCAAUAACCUGAAACACAGUUUCAUGUCUAAUCCCACUAAGGACCAAUUGUCUCUGCUUGCUUAUAUCAGAGAUGCGGCCUAUUAUAUUGAGUCUAGAAGACAAAUGGUGUCUCCCAAAAGUUUAUCUCAUUGCCUCCAGAGACACAACCAGAAGGUGCCAGCAUACAGGGCCAGGACACGAGAUCCAGAAGCAAGCUCCGUAGAUGAGCUCACAGUCCUUUGGCCCUUUCCUCUGACCUAUCUCUUCCCUCCACUGUCUCUCCUUCUAAGAGUACUUCAGAAGUUCAAGGAGGAUGGCAGCACACUCGUUUCCUAUGCAGUUUUGUUCUCAGAUAAACCCACCGUGAGUACGGAAAUAAAGAAUAUUAGUUAUACCACCUUGUCAGAUGAGGAGCUUUUAAUUUUCAACAGAAUGUCUGACAUGAUUCCUACAAUUAAGUUCAACAAUUUUAACUACACAACAAGUGCUAAGAAGAGUAAAGCCACCAUUUUUAAUCCAAGAGAGAUAUACUGCAUUGGUGAAAAGUUAAUUGUCCAAAUUGACAUGUUUGAUCAUUUGGGCAAUAAGAAAGUAUAUGGUGGUGACUUCAUAAAAGCAAGAAUCUUUACACCAAAUCUUAAUGCCGGGGCAUCAGGGAGGGUUGAAGAUUUUAACAAUGGAUCAUAUCAUGUUCAUUUCACUCUAUUUUGGCAAGGAAAAGUCUUUAUCUCCUUGGUACUUUACCAUCCAAGUGAAGGUGUUUCAGCACUAUGGAGAGCAAGGAACAAGGACUAUGGCCUCAUAUACUUUUUAGGUACCUUUGUCAAUGGUAGCCAACAAGUCAAGAGUGAUUGUGGAUUUCAACUCAAAUUCAAGAAAGAAGUAUGUGAAUAUAGACAUGAACAUGACAAGGAAUGGUUUUAUUGCACAAAGCCAGAGAUGUUCCAUUGUGAGUCAUUAAUAAUGCUCCAGUCCUACAACAGAGAUGUGUCAUACCUUACUGAGCCCGAGAAAACUUUGUUUAAAAGAAAAAAUAUAGCAGUCGCUAUUGAAAAUGAUUUUGAAAAUAUUGUUGUAUCGACGUGUACAGCUACAGCCCCUUUACAACUGGAACGAUGUAAGAUUGGAAUGCAGUCUCCCUUUCCCAGUGGCUUUGUGUUAAAUAAUGAAUGGAGACCAGUCUUCUGUAACAUCUCCAAAUUUACCAACCAGGAACAAAAAUACAAUUGUUUAAGUGACAAAAUGAUCUAUAUUUUAGGAGAUUCUACCGUACGACAAUGGUUCCUGUAUUUGGUAAACUCACUGAAAGAAUUCAGGAAUUUCAAUCUGCAUAGAACAGGACUGGAAUCGCUGCUUUUUGCAGUACAUGAGAAAAGGAAUAUUCAGUUAUACUGGAAAAAGCACAGUCAUCCUAUUGUUGCAAGUAAAUCUUACACAGUUAAAGAUGAUGCCUACAUGGCUGAGGAGAUAGAUCAGCAAGCAGGUGGUUCAAACUAUGUUGUAGUCAUCAGCUUUGGCCAGCACUUCAGACCUUUCCCGAUCCAGCUCUUUAUCAGGAGAGUUAUUAAUGUGCACAAGGCUGUGAAACGUCUCUUCUUACGGAGUCCUGAGACCAAAGUUAUUAUCAAAGCAGAGAACACCAGAGAGAUCAGUAGUGAUGCAGAGAGAUUCAGUGACUUCCAUGGCUAUAUCCAAUAUCUGAUUGUGAAGGAUAUCUUCCAAGAUCUUCAUGUUGCUGUGAUAGAUGCCUGGGACAUGGGCAUUGCUUACAAUAUAAAUAAUGUUCACCCACCUGAACAUGUAGUGAUGAACCAGGUACACAUGUUCCUAACAUAUAUUUGCUAG